This is a messenger RNA of Fonsecaea nubica, 918 nucleotides long. RefSeq lists its product as hypothetical. NCBI's taxonomy places the organism in Eukaryota, Fungi, Ascomycota, Eurotiomycetes, Chaetothyriales, Herpotrichiellaceae. The transcript has 2 exons. Gene Ontology annotation, cellular component: peroxisomal membrane. Gene Ontology annotation, biological process: peroxisome fission. The record is from RefSeq and is a predicted model, not a curated record. The coding region runs from base 1 to 918 and encodes 305 amino acids.
AUGUCGAGCAGUGAGGCAGCAAAUCCAGACCCCAGUGUCGUCCCCCAGGACCCUCCCGAGGCCAGAGGCCAGGUCGAGCCCAUCAAGCCCUCGCACCACCCGGCCUUGAACAAGGUGCCCAAGGAGGUCAAAACCACCAUCUCCAAGGCCGACGAGAUCAUUCUGCGCAUCAGCAAGUUGAUCAAGACCACCGCAGGCCUCGGCGCAGCUCUGUCGACCCUCAACUAUGCCAUCUAUCUGGCCGCAUACCUCCAUUCAAAAGCACCUGCCCGCGCUGCUGUCAUCGCAUAUAUCUCGCGUCUCAUCGGUCGCACACCUUCGAAGCUCCCCGCUGGGGCUCUAGCCCCGUCCGCCGCAACGUCGUUUCUCACGCCACUGGGAGCUCUUAUAUCGGAUACUCGUACCUCGCUGCGCUUGACGGGACUGCUGCCGCUCUACAUCUGGUUGAAGACGCUCUUGUCGAAGAAGACCUCGGCAGAUAUGGACCCGGCCCUCCACCGGGUUGCGUUGCUGCAAUGUGCCGGAUAUAUCGGUUUCCAGGCCCUAGAAAACGUUUACCACUUGGCCGGCAAAGGUGUCAUCCCUCUGUCGGUCAUUGAGAAGCGAGGAGGAGUUGCCAAGUGGGUUGCCUGGAGCUGUCGUGCGUGGGCAGUGGGAGUGGCCAGCGACUUCCUCCGCCUGUGGCGCGAGGCAGAGAUCGAAAAGGAAAAGCGGGGGAGCAAAUCGGUCAAGGAGAGGGAAGAUUACGACCGCAAAUGGUGGAAUGAGUUCAUGGUGGCGGCAUAUUGGAUGCCUGUCGCGGUUCACUACAGCCUGUACCCUGCGGGUAUUCCAGGCAUGAACACUGGUUUGGUUGGCUUCCUUGGCUUGAUGGCUGGUCUCAACAACUUCAGGACUCAAUGGGCAGCAACUGCUUGA